This is a messenger RNA of Ylistrum balloti, 5256 nucleotides long. RefSeq lists its product as uncharacterized. Bases 69 to 3524 code for a protein of 1151 amino acids. Gene Ontology annotation, biological process: negative regulation of transcription by RNA polymerase II. Gene Ontology annotation, molecular function: DNA-binding transcription repressor activity, RNA polymerase II-specific. The record is from RefSeq and is a predicted model, not a curated record. The transcript has 18 exons. NCBI's taxonomy places the organism in Eukaryota, Metazoa, Mollusca, Bivalvia, Pectinida, Pectinidae.
UUGUAGACUCGGGCACUCUGAAUAACUUGAGAAAAUCAGAAGAGGAUAGCUAUCUUACAACCACAUGAAUGAUGGAAGGUGUGAUCGAGGACCUAGAAAACACAGAGACAAUCACGAUCAGUCUCGAGGAUGCUGCCCAAAUUAUUCUCCAGGAACAGGGUAUCCCAAUGGAUGGAUCAGGUACUGUACACAUUCCUCCAGGUACUUACCAUAUCCUCACCCAGGAUGGGGCGCAGAUCUCCACAGAUGGCACACUUGUAUCAGAGGGAGGGGCUAUGGAUGCUGUCGGUAUAACUGUCAUACAGUCUGGUGAUGACAUUGUUGGAUAUGGGACAGAGACAUCUGUUUCUGAUGAGCUGGUCUCUGGAAACGAUGCAAUACAGGUACAAGCAAUGGAAAAUGGCAAUGAUAUGGAACAACAGAGUGGCACCAUUCAGUUGAUUAACAUCCAGCAGUCAGACACAGAAGGUGGACAACAAGUGUACCAGGUGUAUAAUGAGGGACAACAAACUGUAACAACAGAGACCCAAAUUUUACACCCAUCAGCCAUUGUCACACAGGCUUUGCAGUCUGGGGCAAACUUAUUACAAUCAACUUCAAAUGUGACACACACCUCUGAAGUACUGCAAACUGAGGCAAACCUGUUACAACCAUCAUCAAUUGUCACACAGGCAUUGUCAUCUGAGGCGAACCUAUUACAGCCGACCUCGAACCUCACUCAAACACAAGUUCUACAGUCUGAGACAGACCUGUUACAACCAUCAUCGAUUGUCACACAGGCUGAAAUACUGCAGACAGAGGCAGAUCCAUUACAAACAUCAGUUGUGACACAUGCCCAAAUACUGCAGACAGAAUCAGACCCAUCCCAAACAACAUCCAUUAUGACACAGUCCCAAGUUCUGCAUGCAGACACAGAGCUGUUGGAGUCAUCAACACUUGUCACAGAGGCUCAAAGACAUGUGAUCGUAACUGAAACCCAAAUUCUUGCUCAAGAUGUAAAAUCAACUCUGCAGUCUGAUGAGUCCAAUAAAGUGCCUGGUCAGAUUUCUUUGUUACAACAGCCACAAGUCCUUGAAAAUUUGGAAAAAGGUAGUAAUGAUCCAAUCAACAAAGCUAUUGAAGAACCACAAAGAACACAAACUGUUCAGAUAUCCAUGGUCCCAGAAGGGUCAGGAGUUACUCAGAACCCAGAUGUUUCUGAAAACACAGGGCAUGCUCAAUCUGCCAGUGUUUUUGGAGAACCUCUCCAAAGUGACAGCACAGAAACCACUCAGACUAACGUGGCAGAACCUAAAGAAGAGGGUAAACAACUUGAUCUGUCAAAGCCGAUUGCUGUGACAGACAGUACUGAGGUGGUGAUCAAUGGAAAGAAGUGUAUCUUAAUGGCAAACCCAACCACAGGGGAGCUGUGUGCUUACCCGGUGCUGCCGCCUCCAGGAAAGAAAAAGCGAGGACGUCCCCGUAAAGAACACCGACAGGACACACCAUCUGAUUCAUCCAAGGGGACAUUACCCCCAAUCAAAGCCAUGCCUCCCCAGGACAAGGAUCAAAACAGUGCUGCUGAGGGCUUGUUAGAACUAGGCAAUACAGAUCCUGAUGGGUUAAGAAGAAGUGGACGAGUAAGGAAGCAAGCUUCAUCAUUGAAUGACUAUGAGGUUCUAGAAUUAUCAAGUGAUUCUGGAGGGGAAGACGAGGAAAAUGAGAUGAAAAAGAGGAGAAUUGACGACAAAAACUAUGUGCCUCUAACACCUUACUUGGUGCCAAAUACAGGUGUUAAAAGAGGACGUGGACGCCCAAGGAGAUAUCCUCCUCCUGGCCAGUCCAGCUCCAACACACAGAUCCCAGCAGUCAUUAUUCCUGGAGCUAAUGGUCAAACCAUCAUGAUGGCCCCCAUACAGGGAUUGUCCAACCUUCAAGCUUUCCAGGAGCAGGUAAAAUCAUUGCCCAAUCUUGUGGCUCGUCCAGAAGAUGAAGGUGACACAGCCAACACAUCGCAAGAGGUCACGCUCAACGAGUCGGAUCUCUCUCUGGACACGGAAGUGAGUACCCUGGCUGACGUGGCUGCCUCAGCUGAAGCUGGAACAACAUUACCCAUAUCUUCAUCAGACACUACCAAUAAAACGGAAGGAGCUGAAGCAUCUGACCAUCAGACAAUCAUUCAAAUACCAGAAAACCUUCUGUCAAUGUUCAUACCCAAGAAAGAUCCUGUCAAAAUAGGUCUAAAGGCAUCAGAGAGUGAUCUUGAAAAGAUGAAGUGCCCCAAAUGUGAUUUCCAGGCAUACUAUCUUCAACAGUACCAGACGCACAUAGCAUCACAUACUGAUGAUGUCCACAAGUGUAAAUGUUGUCAGUACCUCACAUUCGACAUGAAUGAUCUCCUCGCUCAUUUUAAGGAAAAUCAUCCCAGAUGUAUUUGCACUGAGUGUGAGUUUAUGGCAGAACAUGCGUACAUCAUCAAGAGACAUAUGAUGCGACACAGUGCCAACGGCUGUACAUGCGACUUGUGUGGGAGGGUGUAUAAGGACCACUAUAUUCUGAAAAUGCAUAUCAAGAUGGUACAUAUGCCAGCUGAGAUCCUGUUUGAGUGCACUGUCUGCUCCAAGAAGUUCACAAGGAAGGCCCAUCUAAAGCGCCACCUAAGGAUUCAUGAGCCUGAAAAACCCUUCAAAUGUCCUCACUGUGAUUACAGGGGCUGUGAGAAAUCUGACAUUUCCAAGCACCUGUUGAUCCACGAGGAGCCUAAACAUUUGUGUGAAGUUUGUAACAAGGCAUUCAGACACAUGAAGAACAAAGAGCUGCACCUCAAAAGGCACAAUGGCCAACGAGACUACAAGUGUGGAGUGUGUGACUUCUAUGGGUAUACAUUUACAGACAUAAGGAAACACAUUGAACGCAAGCAUGCUGACAUCAAAACCCUGGUCUGUGAUAAAUGUGGAUCAGCCUUCAAAUCCGAGAGCAUCCUUAGGGAGCAUCAGAAACAACAGUGUGAAGUGUUCAUGAUUGAACAGGCCCUGGCCAUUGCCAAUUCUGGAGGAGGUACCAGCCAGGCUACAAUACAGAUUCCCUCGUCUUCCUUCACCGUCGACGGAUCACAGAUCCUCAUCGACGGCCAACAAAUAGUGACAGAAGGCGGGGAACCUGUCAAUAUUACAGUUAAACGCAUCUCAAUGCCAGAGGAGGAUGAGGAGAAUAUCACUCUAACAGAAGUGACUGAAGAACAGAUUCAAGGUACUCUGGAUGUGUCCCAAUUAUCAGUGUCCCAGGCCCAGGUGAUCACAGGUGCAGAAUUAGAUGGAGACUACAUUGAAGGCGUAGAGGAAAUCUCGAGGGAGGGCGAGGAAGAGAUUCCUGGGGAGGGGGAAAUCAACAUGGAAGAGCUAAGGGUUGGGGCUAUUACUGUAGACGGGGCACAAGUCAUUGAGGCUCAUGAAGUAGAGGGACUGGUUGAAAGUGAACUGGAGGAACCAACCAUGAAUAUUUCACAAGAGGAGGAAGAAGAAGAACUCUCUAUUGCUAUGGUUUAACUGUUAUCUUUGUCAACAGGUAAUUUAACAGCACCUGUACAUAUCAACAUUUCUUCAUGAAUUCUAGUCAUAUCCUAAUAUGGGUACUUUGAAAUGGAUACUGGUAUCAGUGGGAGGGUAUGAUCAUAGUGCAGAAAUAUCUAGUUGUCACACAUUCUCCAGUUACACCCAUGAGGUACUGCUGUCUUAAACAUUUAGAAAUCUGAGCAAAUACCAAUGUCAGUUCAUUGGCAUUCACAUCCAGCUUGUGUCGUAAUGGCUUAGACUUUCAGUCAAGAACAGUUCACAUUCAAAGAAAUUCUGUGAUUUUCCAUAUUGUGCUACAGCAACUGAUGCCUGUUAUAUACUGCAGGACAGUAGUAUGACAUCUGAUGAUUGUCAUGUGAUAUGACAAUACAUGUAUUACAUAAUGUUAAUAUCUCAUUUAUGUCAUGUUGUGUGACACUUUACACAGCGUUAACACCUCAUUGAUGUCAUGUUGUGUGACAUUUUACACAAUUUAAACACCUUAUUGAUGUCAUGUUGUAUUACAUUUUACACCAUGCAAACACCUGAUCUCUCAUAUUGUAUGACAUUACAUAUUGGACACAUCUAAUGAAAAAAAAUAUGCUAUCAUAUCUGUUAAUGUACUGUAAUCAUCUGAAGAAAAAAUAAUUAAAGAAAAACUCUUUGAGAUUUAUAGCUGUGUUUAUUGACAAUAAUAUUGAUUUCACUCAAAGUUAUCAAACUGCACUCCGUGAUAGUUUACCUUCCUAGGUAUACCUCCAUCUCUUUAAUUACCUGCUGUGUGAUUUCUGUAACUCCUCAGGACACAAAAGUGCCAGAUACAUCUCUGGGAUUCUUUCAUCAAUUUUUAUUUGAAAUUACUUGUGUUAUUUUUUUAACCAUUGAACUUCACCCCCAAACCAUUGAGGAAAAGAAAUCAGAACAGUUGCUGUACCUGUGCACAUGGUGGUCAUUAAAAGAGUAAUUUACUAAAAGGAUAUCACCAGAUUCCCAUCGGCAAGGCCAUAAUGGUGUCAAAUCUCCUCUUAAUAAGUACAAUACUGGGCCUACAGCUAAAACCUAUAUGAAAAUUAGAAGAAAAAAACUUAAAUUACCCCAGCCAGGUAAUGAUUAGUGAGAUGAAUGAUAUAUGUGUAAUGGAGGAACCAGAAUCUAUAUGUACUUUUACAAUAAUUUCUUGUUCAUAACACACUUACUCUUUAUAAUGUCACCUCACUAGUUCACAGUGAUGUCUGUAAAAACUUGACAAUGAUACUAUACAUCUUAACAUCAAUAAGUUUGUCAUCUCCAACAGUAUAGUACAUGUAUUUAUAUAUUAUGUCCUUAUACACAAGUACCUGACAAGUAAAUGUUAACCCUUUGUUUUAUUUAACUGUAUUAUAGAAACCUUACACCUGUACUGUGUUGGUUUUUUCAACCAUCCAUAGUUACUCACAUGGACUCUUCAUUUCCAAACACCAAAGAAUGUAGAAUGAUUAGUACUUAUGAAGAUAAAUGGGGGUGUUCACCUGACAAUUAAUGCAAAAACACAUUACAGAAGGUGAUAAAGUGUUAUUUAAUGAAUCUUAAUUUAUAGACAAUAUUGUAUUUUUUUAUGAUGUUUCAGCUAUAAAUAGCAUUAUGGGUCCUGUACAGGUUGGUAUGCCAGAUUGAAUGAUGAAUGCCUUUUUUUAUUGAGAGAUUGAAAAAAAUUAAGUGAAAGAUAAAUUUGAUUUGCAAAAUCAGC